AUGAAUUAUAAUAUAUUUGUGCCUAUCUAUCUAUCUAUCUAUCUAUCUAUCUAUCUAUCUAUCUAUCUAUCUAAAUCAGUCUAUUCGUUAUCUAUCUACUCUAUUCGUUGUCUAUCUAUCUAUCUAUCUAUCUAUCUAUCUAUCUAUCUAUCUAUCUAUCUAUCUAAAUCAGUUUAUUCAUUAUCUAUCUAUCUAUCUAUCUAUAUCAAUCUGUUUUUCUAUCUCUUCGUGUCUUUAUUUACAUAUGCGUGUAUCUAUCUAUCUAUCUAUCUAUCUAUCUAUCUAUCUCAGUCUGAUUCUUCAUUUCUAUCUAUCUAUCUAUCUAUCUAUCUAUCUAUCUAUCUAUCUAUUCGUGUCCUUAUCUAUCAGUCUGUGUCUAUAUCUAUUAUCUAUUCGUUAUCUAUCUAUCUAUCUAUCUAUCUAUCUAUCUAUCUAUCAAAACGAGCAUAUUCCUUACUAAUCUGCAUGACAUGCAUGUUUUCGAAGCACUAA
Molecule: messenger RNA, 492 nt
Organism: Acanthosepion pharaonis
Lineage: Eukaryota; Metazoa; Mollusca; Cephalopoda; Sepiida; Sepiidae
Source: the annotation of a GenBank genome assembly